GGCCCCCCUCCCCCUCGGAUGUGGCUCGAGCUGAAGGCGCGCAGGGCCGGAGACGCUGCAGACGCGAGACCCGGAGCACCUCCGAGGCGGUGAAUAGCUCUUCAAGUCUGCAAUAAAAAAUGGCCUCCAAUAAAACUACAUUGAUUGCACAUCUAAAUGAAAUAUCCUGGGAAACAUCGAAAUGAAAUAUAAAGCCUUGCUGCAAAAGAUGGGAAAGAAACAGAAUGGGAAAAGUAAAAAAGUUGAAGAGGCAGAGCCUGAAGAAUUUGUGGUGGAAAAAGUACUGGACCGACGUGUGGUGAAUGGGAAGGUGGAGUAUUUCCUGAAGUGGAAGGGAUUCACAGAUGCUGAUAAUACUUGGGAACCUGAAGAAAAUUUAGAUUGUCCAGAGUUAAUUGAAGCAUUUCUUAAUUCUCAAAAAGCUGGUAAAGAAAAAGAUGGUACAAAAAGAAAGUCUUUAUCUGACAGUGAGUCUGAAGACAGCAAAUCAAAGAAGAAAAGAGAUGCUGCUGAUAAACCAAGAGGCUUUGCCAGAGGUCUUGAUCCUGAACGAAUAAUUGGUGCCACAGAUAGCAGUGGAGAAUUAAUGUUUCUCAUGAAAUGGAAAGAUUCAGAUGAGGCAGAUUUGGUGCUGGCAAAAGAGGCAAAUAUGAAGUGUCCUCAAAUUGUAAUUGCUUUUUAUGAAGAGAGACUAACUUGGCAUUCUUGUCCAGAAGACGAAGCCCAAUAAUUAUUUGCAUUGCUUUUUAUAUAUAUUUAUAUAUAUAUAUAAAAUCUCAGUCUUGGUUUUUUUGAUUUAUUAGCGUGAAGAAAUAACAUUCUAAUGAAAAUCAAGUUUGAUAUGUUUGUUUUGAAGUAGUAUUGGGGGACUCGUUGGGGGGGUCGUUUUGCAUCUAUAGCACUGGUUACUUUGAACAGAAGCUUUCUGUAGUUGCUUCGUUUAUCAGAAAAGAACAUUUGAUGCCAUGGUAUAUUUUUUCCUCUGCGUUAAAUAACAGCUUUUCUAAAUGUUGGGGGAAAUCUCCACUGUCAUUACUCAGUCAGAAUUUGUGUUUAACUCAUACAUGCCUAAGGAUCAUUCUGGGGUUUUUUGUUUAUUUAGGGGGUUGGGGAUGUGUAUACAUAGAAAUGGUUUUCUUUCUUUUUUUAACAUUUACUACAAUAAAAAGCAUUUCACGACCAUGGAUGAGCCCAAGUUUCUGGGACGCCAUCGUUUACAGCAACCUUAGAAACACUUCAAGUGAAAUUGAAAUUUUUCCUGAAGCUUUAACCUUUGAAAUUACAUAGAUAAUUUGUAACUAAUUGGGCAAUUCAAAUGAAAUGUAAGCAGUUAAAAUUAGAUGAUUUAAAAGAAGCCAUAUCAGACUUCAUAUCUACAGUCAUAUAAACGCAAGUUUAUUUGCAAAAUCCCUUAAAGGAAAAUUUUAUCACUACCAACAACCAUCCCAUCCAAAUGAGAAAACUAGGCAAAUCCUGGUGUGUUUUAAGUAGGCGAGCAAGACUUCCUCCUUUACAAGAAGUUGAAAUCCUUUUGCUGUAUUGACUAAAGGGUCAGUAUUCAUGGAAUGUGUAAGACUUCGUUCAUGGAACGAAGGUUAGAGACUUGGCAGUUUAGGACCUGCUGGAAUAAAUGGGUGAACCAAUUUUUAUGAUCCAAGCUCUUUUUGACCUGCAUGUUUUUUCUUAAUCCCAGCUCAUUCCUUACUUGUAGGCUUAAUCUAAGUAUUUGGAUUACUGGUGCAGCAGAAGCCAGGAAAAACAAUAACUGUAGUAAUCAGAAUGGUAUUCAGCUGUAUAUUGUUUACUUUAUUGUAAAUACUGGUAAACAGUGGUCAAUAAAUAGUUUUAUAUUCCUUUA
This is a messenger RNA of Rhinolophus ferrumequinum (greater horseshoe bat), 1858 nucleotides long. It is a transcript of the gene CBX3, whose product is annotated as chromobox 3. The transcript is spliced from 7 exons. The record is from RefSeq and is a predicted model, not a curated record. Gene Ontology annotation, cellular component: pericentric heterochromatin; nucleus. The coding region runs from base 182 to 730 and encodes 182 amino acids. NCBI's taxonomy places the organism in Eukaryota, Metazoa, Chordata, Mammalia, Chiroptera, Rhinolophidae. Gene Ontology annotation, molecular function: chromatin binding. Gene Ontology annotation, biological process: negative regulation of transcription by RNA polymerase II; chromatin organization.